Exophiala xenobiotica is the source of this 1038-nucleotide messenger RNA. RefSeq lists its product as uncharacterized. Gene Ontology annotation, molecular function: oxidoreductase activity, acting on the CH-OH group of donors, NAD or NADP as acceptor. The transcript is spliced from 5 exons. NCBI's taxonomy places the organism in Eukaryota, Fungi, Ascomycota, Eurotiomycetes, Chaetothyriales, Herpotrichiellaceae. Bases 195 to 956 code for a protein of 253 amino acids. The record is from RefSeq and is a predicted model, not a curated record.
GCCUCGUCAACGUCGCCAGAGCGCAACGGGAAAGGCUGUAGCGAAUAAGUCGUGCAUCUUUGCCCGUUUGACAUCUAAACCAACCUUGAGCAGGAUAUUCGAACUUGGCUUCAUCUUACCUAGGACCCCCAGAAGAGACUGAACAAGAACAAGAACAACACCCUUGGAAAACAGCCUUUCACGUGAUAUCGAAAAUGAGCAGGUUCUCACUCAAAGGCCGUACGGCACUUGUCACUGGUGGUGCGCGAGGCUGUGGUCUUGCCUUUGCCGAGGGUCUUGCGGAAGCAGGCGCAGAUGUCGCCAUCUUCGACGUGAUUGACCCGGUUGAGGCAUUCUUUGACAUCGAGAAGAAGUUCAAUGUCAAGACGAAGCACUACAAGGUCGACGUCAGCAGCAUGGAGAGCCUGGAAAAAGGAUUCGCUGCUUUCAAGGCCGACUUUGGCGGCAAACUGGACAUUUGCGUGCCCACUGCCGGCAUCAACAAGAACCUCGCGUUUCUGGAUACUUCGUUCGAGCAACAUCAACAGCUUCUGGGCGUCAACGUCAUGGGUGUCUACCACACGGCACAGCUGGCCGCCAAGCAGAUGAUCGAGAACAAGACCAAAUGUGGUAGCAUCGUUCUGGUCGCCAGCAUUGCCAGCUACAUGGCUAUCAGAAGUCAAAUGAGCAGCGCUUAUUGCGGUACAAAGGGUGCUGUGAGAGCCAUGUGUCCUGCCAUUGCUGCUGAGUUGGUGCCAUAUGGUAUCAGAGUCAACUCGAUAUCUCCUGGAUAUGUGAGGACAGAAAUGACUGCUCCGUUUCCUCACUUGCUGGAAAGCUGGAAGGAUGAGAUUAUGAACCGGAGAGUCGCUGAGCCAGAUGAUAUUAGAGGUGCAUGUGUGUUUUUGGCGAGUGAUGCCAGUUUGUACAUGACGGGCCAGGAUGUCUGUGUGGACGGAGGUGUUACGAAGUGGUAGGCAAUGAAUAGUCCAACAUCAGUCACAAAUCCGGAAUAGCAUAGCGUAAGGAGGAUGGCAUAGUGGUCGGUUUAGAUCUAAA